Messenger RNA from Hypoxylon trugodes, 1159 nucleotides. RefSeq lists its product as uncharacterized. The coding region runs from base 290 to 565 and encodes 91 amino acids. NCBI's taxonomy places the organism in Eukaryota, Fungi, Ascomycota, Sordariomycetes, Xylariales, Hypoxylaceae. The record is from RefSeq and is a predicted model, not a curated record. The transcript is spliced from 3 exons.
AUCAAUUGAAAAGAAGCGAUUGGUUGCAUGGAUCCUCGAUGCCAAGACGUUUUUCUCCCGUGAGAACUUCUUCGAUCUUUCCCCAGAUUCCUCGAUAGCCCCCACACUUUAAGAGAAUUCGAAUAAGCACUGGGCUUUAUAUAAAGAUAGCUUCCUCGAAUAAUUGAUGUGGUAGAUUCUUUAGAAUUUAUUAUAUAAACAAUCUUCAAAAAUAUCUGUUUUCUAAUUCGGAAACCAUCAUAUAUCCAAAGUAACAAACUCAUUUGGAAUUACUUAAUAUAAAAAGGCUAUGUCUUCGGGAAACAACCAACAACCCUCGCUCAUCGGUGGCCACGCCGAAUACAUCAAGGGAGCCACAGAGUCUACCAUUGGUAGUGUAACAGGUUCCCAAGCCUGGACAACAUCCGGAGAGCAAGCCAAGGCUCACGCAGUAGACGCCAUGAAAGCUGCCGGCGAAAACCGCGAUCCAACGCAAGGAUACGGACAGGUCGAACAAAAGCUAGGCCAAGCAACAGGUUGUGAAGGAAUGGUCAAGGAGGGAGCUGCCAGCAAGAAGCCCGAAUAAAUACCUAUUGUAAUAGUAGUAUAUCACAGUAUCAAUGGCGUUGGGAUCCAACUCCCGGUAGGGAAUGUGUUGCAAUUGUACAGGGUUAAUUUAUGUGCUUUCCAAUCCGUUUGUAGCGGUGUACUAUGAAAUCUCAACGGUUACUUACGAAUCGAUUAUCACCAAGUCUUAUGACUGGUGCAUUCGACGUUGCAGUACGCGUACACCAUAUUAUAUUGGAAUGUUAGGGAGUGUCGAUUAGGUAUACUGGUCGCUUUAUUUUCAGCGCUUAACUCGUUAUUGAAAAUAUAGUAAAAUGCUCAUCAAUAAGCAUUUCAACAUUGAUUCCGAAUCGUAGUCUUGUAGUCAUUGAAAUAACAAUGUCACCCAUCCACCAAAAUCGUAUUUUUACGCGAAUAGAAGUUGGAAGCAUAUCAAUUCCUAUUAUUCUACCAAUGCGAUUUUGAUUUUCCCAUUAAUAAGAGUCUAAGUAUGAGACUAGAACAUCGAUCCAUCCCACCUACAUUGUAACUAACUACAUUUAAGCUACAUCCAAUGUUGAAUAGAGGGUGGUGUAUUAAUUUAAGUACUGUCCGUUCUAGACGCAUAAUUCUC